AAGUUCCGCCCUCUCUUGUCUUCAUAACAGUAGCAGCAGCAGCUUCUGUUCAUUCUUCUCACAAUUUCAUAUCAAAGUCUCUCUUUCUAAGCUUUUCUAAACGCUUCAAUGGCUUCCUCAACUCUCUCCAACUCCCUAUUCUCCACCCUCACUCUUCAAUCCUCUCAUUCACGCCACACUCUUCCCCUUUCUUUGCCCCGAUUGUCCAUUUCGCCGCUCAACACUCACUGCAUGUCCGGAUCUCUCGUCUUCUCUAACCAAUCGAACAAGACCCGAAGUUGCAUCAUUGCCAAUUGUUCAAAGGAAAACGUGGGGGAAACUGUACCCAUCGAAUUAAGGUACCCUGCAUUUCCUACUGUGAUGGAUAUAAAUCAGAUUCGAGAAAUUUUACCCCAUCGAUUUCCAUUUCUUUUGGUGGAUAGAGUUAUUGAAUAUAAUCCUGGGGUAUCUGCUGUUGCUAUUAAGAAUGUGACUAUCAAUGAUAACUUUUUCCCUGGUCAUUUCCCUGAGAGACCCAUAAUGCCUGGUGUUCUUAUGGUUGAGGCAUUGGCCCAGGUUGGUGGCCUCGUCAUGUUACAGCCAGAAGUGGGAGGAUCCCGUGAUAAUUUCUUCUUUGCGGGAAUUGACAAAGUUAGAUUCAGAAAACCGGUAAUAGCAGGGGACACCUUAGUUAUGAGAAUGACACUAAUCAAGCUGCAGAAGCGGUUUGGAAUAGCGAAGAUGGAAGGUAAGGCUUAUGUGGGUGGUGAAGUGGUCUGUGAAGGUGAGUUCUUGAUGGCCAUGGGCAGCAGCAGUGAAUGAUAUGUUGCAACAUUUUCCAUAUGAUCAUUUUCUUUCUUGUUUUCCCUUAGUAGUUUUCAAUAGUGUUUGCAGCAUGGACACAUCUAAGAGUUUUGGAUUUGCUAGGUACUAUUUAUCUUCAAACUUAAAUAACUUUUUAAAAAAUUGUUGUUGGAACCUUGAUUCCAAUGAGAACCUACCAAUUUAGUCUGAAAAAUAUCAUUUUGUUUGAUAAAUAUGUGUUGUUGGUUGAGAUUA
Impatiens glandulifera is the source of this 1038-nucleotide messenger RNA. RefSeq names its product 3-hydroxyacyl-[acyl-carrier-protein] dehydratase FabZ-like. Lineage: Eukaryota; Viridiplantae; Streptophyta; Magnoliopsida; Ericales; Balsaminaceae. Bases 109 to 801 code for a protein of 230 amino acids. The record is from RefSeq and is a predicted model, not a curated record. Gene Ontology annotation, biological process: fatty acid biosynthetic process. The transcript has 4 exons. Gene Ontology annotation, molecular function: hydro-lyase activity.